GUCAGGAGGAUUUUGGACCAUUCCUCUUUACAAAACUGUUUUAGUUCAGCAAUACUCUUGGGAUGUCUGGUGUGAACUGCUCUCUUGAGGUCAUAUGCCACAGCAUCUCAAUCGGGUUAAGGUCAGGACUCUGACUGGGCCACUCCAGAAGGCGUAUUUUCUUCUGAAGCCAUUCUGUUGUUGAUUUACUUUUGUGUUUUGGGUCGUUGUCUUGUUGCAUCACCCAACUUCUGUUGAGCUUCAAUUGGCAGACAGACAGCCUAACAUUCUCCUGCAAAAUAUCUUGAUAAACUUGAAUUCGUUUUUCCGUCGACGAUAGCAAGCUGUCCAGGCCCUGAGGCAGCAAGCAGCCCCAUACUUUAGUUGGGAUGAGGUUUUGUCUUUUUUUUCUCCACACAGUGUUGAGAUGUUUGGAAGGAACACACAACUGUAGUUUCAUCUGUCCACAGAAUAUUUUGCCAGUAGUGCUGUGGAACAUCCAGGUACACUUUUGCGAACUUCAGAUAUACAGCAAUGUUUUUGUUUUGGACAGCAGUGGCUUCUACCGUGGUCUCCUCCCAUGAACACCACUCUUGUUUAGUGUUUCACGUAUCGUAGACUCGUCAACAGAGAUGUUCGCAUCUUCCAGAUAUUUUUGUAAGUCUUUAGCUGGCACUAGGAUUCUUCUUAACCUCAUUGAGCAUUCUGCGCUGUGCUCUUGCAGUCAUCUUUGCAAGACGGCCACUCCUAGAGAGAGUAGCAACAGCGUUGAACUUUCUCCAUUUAUAGACAAUUUGUCUUACCGUGGACUUAUGAACUUUUGUAACCCUUUCCAGCUUUAUGCAAGUCAACAAUUCUUAAUCUUAGGUCUUCUGCGAUCUCUUGUUGGAAGCAUGGUUCACAUCAGGCAAUGCUUCUUGUGAUUAGCAAACUCAAAGUUAGAGUUUUUUUUAUAGGGCAAGGCAACUCUAACUAACAGUCUCAUUGAUUGGACUCCAGGUUAGCUGACUCCAAUUAGCUUUUGGAGAAGUCAUUAGCCUAGGGGUUCCGCAUACUUGUCCAACCUACACUGUGAAUGUUUAAAUGAUGUAUUCAAUAUAGACAAGAAAAAUACAAUAAUUUGUGUGUUAUUAGUUUAAGCACACUGUUUGUCUAUUGUUGUGACUUAGAUGAAGAUCAGAUCAAAUUUGAUCUAUUUAUGCAGAAAUACAGGUCAUUCCAAAGGGUUCACAUACUUUUUCUUGCCACUGUAUGUGUAACCUCUCUCUUCUCAUGUGUUUUAGGAAGCCGCUGAAGAGGACAGCAACGAAAUAACAACAACAAAUGCUGAACUUCUCAUAAACGUAUACUUACACACAUCAGCCACACACACUCCAUAUAUAUUGAACAAAAAUAUAAAUACCACCAUUUCAAAGAUUUUGCUGAAUUACAGUUCAUGUAAGGAAAUUGGUCAAUUUGAAAUAAAUUAUUUAGGGCCUAAUCUAUAUAUUUCACAUGACUGGGAAGGGGUGAGCCUGGGAGGGCAUAGAACCACCCACUGGGGAGCCAGGCCCAGCCAAUCAGAAUUACUUUUUUAUUACUUUAUUACAGAACAAAAAGUCUUUCCACUAAUGGGUGUAAACAAAUUUAGCACAACAUUUGAGAGAAAUAUGCUUUUUGUGCUUAUGGAACAUUUCUGGGAUCUUUUAUUUCCGCUCAUGAAACAGGGAGCCAGCACUUUACAUGUUAUGUUCAUAUUUUUGUUCAGUAUAUAGAAAAAUGUAAAAAAAAAUCUGGUUUCAAAAAUAUUCUUCGAUGAACAGUUUUACUUUCAUUUAAUCCUUGGUUUGGCUUUUUAAAAUUUAUGCUGUACUGUCAUUUUUUUUUUAAAUUAUAAAAUGUUAUAAUGCCACUGUGUGACAGACUUAUCUCAGUCUUACAGUUAUAAUCAAUGGAACACCAUGAAAAUGUGUUUCUGGAAAGGAUUAGGUUGUUGUGAGAUGUUAAAUUAAGAUUUGAACUUCUGUUAUUCUAACUGAAGCCACCAAAACAAUCACAUUUUAAAAUAUAUGAAUUUAAACUGGAAAAACUCUAUUUUGUUUGACUGUGUAGUGUAGCAGCACAGGUGGUGUUAUAACUUUGUUUACACUAACUUGUUUAAUUGCAUGGCUAUAAACCAGACAAGGCCUGUCUAUAUGUUCCGUUUGUAAAAAAAAA
Salmo salar (Atlantic salmon) is the source of this 2175-nucleotide messenger RNA. RefSeq lists its product as uncharacterized. NCBI's taxonomy places the organism in Eukaryota, Metazoa, Chordata, Actinopteri, Salmoniformes, Salmonidae. The record is from RefSeq and is marked predicted.